Aphanomyces astaci is the source of this 1538-nucleotide messenger RNA. Its product is annotated as serine/threonine protein kinase. Gene Ontology annotation, molecular function: ATP binding; protein serine/threonine kinase activity. Gene Ontology annotation, cellular component: autophagosome; cytoplasm. The transcript has a single exon. The coding region runs from base 31 to 1410 and encodes 459 amino acids. The record is from RefSeq and is a predicted model, not a curated record. Gene Ontology annotation, biological process: autophagy; peptidyl-serine phosphorylation; autophagosome organization. NCBI's taxonomy places the organism in Eukaryota, Oomycota, Saprolegniomycetes, Saprolegniales, Verrucalvaceae.
GUUUUGCAUCGAAACAUUUCCAAAAAUCCGAUGAUGAAACCUGCCUCUCCCACUCUCGCCGCCGCUCCUUCGUCUCUCCACCGCGUCCACUCGGACUCCGACCUCAACCGAGUUAUCGACCACGACCCCAUCCUUGUUGAAGCCAAACAAUGGGCGGACUAUCGGAAGCAACGAAUCCUCGAGUCCUACUGCUGCCACCCACAAUCGCCGCCGCCUGACUCAGACAAGCUUCGCUGCCGACACGUGACCGCCAAGCAGAAGCUUCUGCGCUCGAGCGUCGGAAUUGCCAAGGCGACACACGGGUGGAUGCUUCCGUACACGUGCAGUCUGUGUCAUUCGCUCGGCGCCACGUGUUUGAUCGCGGGAUGUGGCCAUUACUUCCACGGAUCGUGCAUUGUGCGAUGGUUGGGGAGUCAUCCCAACUGCCCCAAAUGUGAUCGGUUCAUCGACAUGUUUCUCCCUGCGCACCUGACCCUCCAUCGUCCCCGCUUCCGCAAAUCGUUUAGCUGCAUCUCCAAGGGUCCAAACUUCUUCGACACGGAUUUCGAUCGCCGGUUCGACAUGUCCGAGCUCGUCCUCGGCAAAGGCACGUACGCGACUGUGUAUUUGGGUCGCGAGAAGACCACCAACACCCCCGUGGCCAUCAAGCAUGUGCUGAAGACCGGGCUCAAGUCGGACAUUGAAAACGUCAAGGCGCUCGAAGAGAUUGCGGUGCUGCACGGGUUGCACCACGACAACAUUGUCAACCUCCACGCCGCGUUUAGCUCGCGGUCGCAUUACAUCCUCGUCUUGGACCGCGUCGAUGGCGGCACCCUCGACGACUGGAUGCAUGCGUACGUGGCGGACCAAGGCCUGACCACUCCCUUCGCCCCCCGGGGCCCCAAGCGCCCCCUGCCCGAAGCCAUCGUCCGCUGCGUCGUGCGGGACAUCGUCGCCGCCCUCGUGUACCUUCACACGAUCGCUAACGUCAUCCACGGGGACAUCAAGCCCGGGAAUAUCCUUCUGGAUCGGGCGGGGGCCCAUGUGUGCACACCCGUCGCCAAGCUGUGCGACUUUGGAAAUGCCGUGCGCAUGCAUCCUGGCCUCCCCCUCCCCACAGACGGCAUGUCCGGGAGUUUUGGCUUCAUGGCCCCGGAGCUCCUGUGCAAGGAACCGCUGUCCCCCGCCGCAGACAUGUGGUCCGUCGGUCUUGUGGCGUACCAAGCCUUAGUCGCGUACUCGCCAUUCUACCCGUACAACAACUGCACCGAAGAAGACGCAACCUAUUGCGCACGAGACUUCAAGCGCGUGUCCCCUACGUGCAUUGACUUUUUGAAAAAGGUGCUGGUGCGGGACCCCGUGACGCGUAUGACCGCCGUUGAAGCCGCCGCGCACCCAUUCCUUGAAAACUCGCCGUGUAUGUGUGCCUAGUGGAUUGUUUUUGUAUUACACCUUUUUGCAGUUAAGUUGGACGAAUGCCCGGUAUAUUUGGUCGUGUGCCCGAUAUAUUUGGCGGUGUGCCCGAUAUAAUUGGCCAUGCGCCCGUUAAAUUUGGCACC